Pristis pectinata (smalltooth sawfish) is the source of this 5641-nucleotide messenger RNA. It is a transcript of the gene kif3b, whose product is annotated as kinesin family member 3B. The transcript has 10 exons. The record is from RefSeq and is a predicted model, not a curated record. Gene Ontology annotation, molecular function: microtubule binding; microtubule motor activity; ATP binding. Gene Ontology annotation, biological process: microtubule-based movement. NCBI's taxonomy places the organism in Eukaryota, Metazoa, Chordata, Chondrichthyes, Rhinopristiformes, Pristidae. Bases 151 to 2496 code for a protein of 781 amino acids.
CGAUCUGAGUUCCUGCUCCGGACUUUCCUUCUCAUCCGGGCCAGUGUUGCCAGCCCCGUGUUUCCUGCGCUAAUGGCUGACCGCAUCUGAGGGAACAGGUGCUCAUUGGCAAGAACAAUUCUUGGAAUUUGAAUUUUUCCACAUCUCACAAUGUCAAAGUUAAAAAGUUCUGAAUCGGUGAAGGUGGUUGUGCGAUGCAGGCCAAUGAAUGAGAAGGAAGCUUCAGGUGGCUACGAAAGAAUUGUUCACAUAGAUGUAAAAUUGGGGCAGAUUUUGGUGAAAAAUCCCAAAGGCAGUCCAAGUGAAUUACCUAAGACGUUCACAUUUGAUGCUGUGUAUGAUCACAAUUCUAAACAAGUAGAAUUGUAUGAUGAGACUUUUCGACCUCUUGUGGAAUCAGUUCUGUUGGGUUUCAAUGGGACAAUUUUUGCUUAUGGACAAACUGGAACUGGGAAAACGUAUACCAUGGAGGGAAUCCGUUCAGAUCCUGAAAGAAGAGGUGUUAUCCCAAAUUCCUUUGAACAUAUAUUCACGCACAUAUCUCGUUCACAAAAUCAGCAGUAUUUGGUAAGGGCAUCGUAUUUGGAAAUUUACCAAGAGGAAAUAAAGGAUUUGCUAGCAAAGGAUCAAACUAAGAGAUUGGAGCUAAAGGAAAGGCCAGACACAGGAGUUUAUGUCAAAGACUUGUCGUCUUUUGUGACAAAAAAUGUGAAAGAAAUUGAACACGUCAUGAACGUUGGCAAUCAAAAUCGAUCUGUUGGUGCCACAAACAUGAAUGAACACAGCUCGCGUUCUCAUGCCAUCUUUGUUAUAACAGUUGAGUGUAGUGAAGUUGGACUCGAUGGAGAGAACCACAUCCGUGUUGGAAAGUUGAAUUUAGUAGACCUUGCUGGUAGUGAACGACAGGCUAAAACUGGAGCCCAAGGAGACCGGUUAAAAGAAGCAACAAAGAUUAACCUUUCUCUCUCAGCACUGGGCAAUGUGAUAUCUGCACUUGUGGAUGGUAAGAGCACUCACAUUCCCUACAGGGAUUCAAAGCUAACUCGAUUGCUUCAGGACUCAUUGGGAGGGAAUGCCAAAACUGUGAUGGUGGCAAAUAUUGGUCCUGCAUCUUAUAACUGUGAAGAGACUCUUACGACACUACGGUAUGCAAAUCGUGCAAAGAACAUUAAGAAUAAACCUCGAGUAAAUGAAGAUCCCAAAGAUGCACUUUUGAGAGAGUUCCAAGAAGAGAUUGCUCGGCUGAAAGCUCAACUGGAGAAACGAGGUGUGGGCAAACGGAAGAAGAAGAAUCGAAGAAGGCAGGGAGGCGAAGGGGAGGAGGAUAUGGAGGAAGAUGAUGGCGAAGAUGAUGAAGGGAUUAAAAAUGAACCUGAAUACUGGAGGGCCCAACAGGAAAAGCUGGAGAGAGAGAAGCGAGCCAUUUUAGAUGACCAUAGCUUAGUGGCGGAAGAAAAACAGAAGUUACUGCGUGAAAAGGAGAAAAAGAUGGGAGACGUGCGGAGGGAAAGGGAGGCCUCUGAAGCACUUGCUACUAAAAUUAAGGCUAUGGAAAGCAAACUUCUUGUUGGAGGGAAAAAUAUUGUUGAUCACACAAAUGAACAACAGAAGGUUCUGGAACAGAGACGUCAAGAAAUUGCAGAGCAGAAACGACGUGAGCGUGAGAUGCAGCAGCAAAUGGAAACUCAAGAUGAGGAGACUCUGGAGCUAAAGGAGACAUUCAGUUCCCUCCAGCAAGAAGUAGAUGUUAAAACUAAGAAGCUAAAGAAGCUAUUUGCAAAGCUCCAGGCAGUAAAAGCUGAAAUUGAUGACCUGCAAGCGGAACACAUCAAAGAACGGCAACAGUUGGAACAAACUCAGAAUGAACUCACAAGGGAACUCAAACUUAAGCACCUUGUAAUUGAGAACUUCAUACCUUUGGAAGAAAAGAAUAAAAUAAUGAACAGAGCUUAUUUUGAUGAAGAGGAGGACCAGUGGAAGACCCAACCUAUCACACGAAUUGAAGGGAAGGACGAGAGCAUCAGAGGGGUGAUGUUGCCAGGCAGUGAGAGCACCCCAGUGAAAACCUCCUUGUACAUGGAUGACGUCGCCAUCUUCAGCUCGGACCAAAGAAAUCAGCAGAUGAUGAAGCGACCUGUAUCAGCAAUUGGAUACAAGCGACCACUUAGCAGCUAUGCAAAAAUGGCUCUAAUAUCAAGAUCAGACCCCAGGUACAAGGCUGAAAACAUCUUGUUAUUGGAACUGGACAUGCCCAGCCGAACUACUCGGGAUUAUGAGGGACCUGCUAUUGCUCCAAAGGUACAGGCAGCACUGGAAGCUGCCCUGCAGGAUGAAGAUGAGCUUCAAGUAGAUGCCUCUACAUUUGACCCUCUUAGAAGUGGCAGUGGUAGAAAAUCUAAAUCCAGCAGGCCUAAAACUGGGAAGAAAAUGGGCCCCUCUUCAGCUGGGUCUGGAACCCAGCUCUACCCACAGUCUCGUGGCCUUGUUCCCAAGUAACUCUGUUCUCAAGAAGAUAAAAUAACUUGCCAGCAGGGAAAAAAACAAGAAGAGAUGAGUAAGCUUCAUCUCCAGGUCUCAUUUGCAUCUGGCCUUGUGCAGAUCAGAAGUAUUAUUUCAGUUGAAAUUAAAUUUAUAUUUGUAUUUUGUUCUUAGUGUGAACCAUUCCAUUUUUAGACAAAAACUGCACUUGCUCUAUACCCAUGUUUAUUUGACAAAAUUGUCUGUUUCACAAUAUAAUCCAAGUGGAUAGUGCCACUGCUUGCUGCUAUGGAAACACAUUAUCCGAUAUAUAUCAAAAGAAUACCUCACAUUUUAUGAGGAAACUUAUUGUAUUUAAAGAUUUCUUAAAACUGAUGAAUAACUUUGUCUUUAAUUUAUUAGAUUUUCUUGUUGGAAAGCAGAAUGUAGAUAGAAUAGAUUUGAACAUUUGUUACUGUAUAGUUGGUAUUUUUCAUACACAUUUUUAUUACUGUUUAAUGUUAAGUACUAAUGAUUUCUUUUCCGGACUGUUAAAUAACAUGCAGUAAGAAACAGAAGCUCUCCAGUGGUCUGACAACGUAAGACACGGUUAAUAAUUGUUGCAUACUUAGAUAUAGGUCGUCAAACAUCAACCUAAUUUUUAUUAAUAUAGAUCAGCCUUGUAUAAAGAUUGAUUGUAGUUUCUCUGAAACAUGCUUCGAAAAGUACAAAUUCCAAACUUUUAAUCAGACUGUAAAUGUUGCAGCUGAUUUCAGCAGUGGAGAUGCCAUCACGGAGUAAAUAUACUUCAACUUCCUAGAACCUACCAGUAUAAAAUCAUAACUAUUCAAGUGUAGGUUCUGAUUAUGAAUAUUACUUGUAAAUCAACAUAAAGCUUGUAAUAAAAUGUAGAAGGUUCAGUUUUAGAAUACCAAGUCAGUGCCUGGCUUAAAAUCUAGCUGGGAUAAAAUGUAUUGCGAUAUGGUCACUUCUGGGCUUGUUGAAACAUGGUGUUGUUGCAUAAUUCCACAUUUUUCUUGUUCCAUCAAAUAUUGGUGUGCCACAAAUUAUCUCUAUCACUCAAAGCAGGAAUCACUGUGAAAAUGUGCACAGCAAAUUUUGCAUUUAAGCCUGUUAACACGGUGCCUUGUUUGAUAGAAUCGCUUAUCAGAACUUAGCAGAUUCUCUACUUGUAAUUUAUUAGUGAAGAUUGUCAGUACAGAUGCAACUUUACAAAAUGUCCUCGCAAAACGUGCAACAGUUGGUCUGUUUGUAUUUUUGAAGUUGUUUUAAGUUGGCAUCUUUUGCAUUUUGAAGUUUUAAGAUUGCAAUAAUCGGAUUGUUUGAACCCACAUUCUCCAAAUGAGCUCCAAGUUGGGUCCAAUUUUAAAAAGUAGCAUCAAAAAAAAUUAAAUGAAAAAUUGCAAUGUGAAAUGAGGCAAUUGACAGUUUAAUUGUGCACUGAGGCAAAUAGCUCCAACCAUAUUUAGCAUAAAAAGGACACAUUAAAAUUCCUCUUUGUGAUGGGACUCGUGGAGAUGGCCUUUUCAACUGCUUUCCCCCCACCUGCCAAAAUAGUUGUAUUCAUUUUGAAGUGUAUAUUAGAUAUUUAAAUAGUUAAUAUGACUUUUGAAUGGUUUGUCACAAUCUCAUUUUAUGGCCACCUUGUAUUCAUUGUUUGUCUUUCAACAGGGGGCUCAUGUAGCACAGCUGCAUGUCCCCCAUGAUAUGUAGUUUCCUCAUUAUGUAUUUGAUUCCAAGUUUCAGCUUGAAAAUGUGGGUCUCCUUAUGCACAGUGCUCAAUGGCACCUUACCGACAUGGUGAGUGGGAUAAUAAAAUCUACCUAUGGAGAAAAUAGCCAUCUUCCAUCAUGACUCAAAUGCUAAAAACACUGACUGAAUUCACACAUUUAGAAUUGUUAUUUGACACUAGUUGCAGCUGUCUUUUCAAGAUAAAACUUCUUUGAACACUUCAAUAAUUUAGUUAAUAAAACUCUAAGAUAACUGCAUUGAGAUGUACUUAUGGUAACUUUAGAAUUUUGUGUGUGUAAUUAGUAUUCCAUUUUUUUUUCUGGUGUUUGACUUUGUGAAGUCAGCCUCCAAUGCAAAAGGUAUUAUUUAUAUAGAGAACAAUUGGGGGUGGGAGGGUGGAGUUUAUGCUUGGAUAAAUAGUGAAAGUGCCCUCUCCUUCAGAGAGAGGUGAGAGAAUAACCUUGUGAAGUUCAAAUCAUAUUUUUAUUUGUUGCUUCAACUUAUGAUAGUAAAGGAGAUGUUUAUGUGACCAAAUUAUUAGCUUAAAUAAUUCUAAUGAAGUUUGCUUACUGUUCUGCAUUGAUUUAAAAUGUUAGCAUAGGUAAUUCCAAUUAAGUGGAAGAUGAUUAAUAUAUCUGAAAUUCUUAUUACCAUUUUCACUGUUAACAUCGUAAAAAAUGUAUGGGGCAUUAGUGUUGAAUUAUACCACUGAUCCACUAAUGUUUUGAUAAUGUUCAUUUAAUCCUAAACUGCAAACAAGAAGAUUAAAUUAAAACAGAUUUGAGUUGGCAAAUAUUCAAGUCAUUAUACUGUCACAUUGAAGUCCUGGUGAUGAGAAUCCCAGUCACAGCAACGUCUAUUUUCUGAUUCUCUUAGAACUUCCUGUGUUCCUGGAUACAUUCCAUGAGAUUAAAUAAUAUGCUCAUUAUACCUGAUUUCUAAAUCCCCAGUAUUGACUUUUAAGUUACCAAGGUGGUUUAUUUUUGUUCUGUUUACCACAAAAUUGUUAUAGGUUGUUUCAGAAAUAUCCAUUUAAGCUAGAAUAAAACAAAAUUAUAAUAACAGAUGCAAGAAGUAGUCCUAGAAUAUUGAAGCAAAAAUGAAUGGCCAUAAUAUUUGUAAGCACAGCACUUUUGACAGAAUUUCAUCUUAAUUCUGAUUUCCCAUGUUAACAGAAUUCUGCAUGGAGGCUAAUUUUUAUGAAAUGCAUAUUAUAAAUGACAAAAUCCUGAAGAAGAGUGUAUAACUGACUGUAAGAGAAAUACAUUCAUACAGUGCAGAAUUUCAAGAACCAAAUUCCUACAUUUAAAUUAUCUCUGCAUCUUUUCACUCUGUAUUCAUUGAAAUUUAAAAACUUGCAUUCUGUUUGUAAAUGUAUAAUUGCAACAUGCCAUGUAAAUGACCUGUAAUAAACUUUCUGAAGCAAUUGCAA